Messenger RNA from Ceratitis capitata (Mediterranean fruit fly), 1427 nucleotides. Its product is annotated as acidic mammalian chitinase. Gene Ontology annotation, cellular component: extracellular region. The transcript is spliced from 4 exons. The coding region runs from base 69 to 1265 and encodes 398 amino acids. NCBI's taxonomy places the organism in Eukaryota, Metazoa, Arthropoda, Insecta, Diptera, Tephritidae. Gene Ontology annotation, molecular function: chitinase activity; chitin binding. The record is from RefSeq and is a predicted model, not a curated record. Gene Ontology annotation, biological process: carbohydrate metabolic process; chitin catabolic process.
UUAUAAUUGAAAAAUUGUGCGGAAGAGUAAUCCGUUGAAGAAAAUUUUUUAAAGAAGCAAAAAAAAAAAUGAUUUUAAAAAUCUAUGUGCUCAUUGUACUUGGUGUACUGUGCCCAAAGGGUGAAACUGCAGAUGCAGACAAUGGCAAAUAUGUCGUCUGUUAUCAAGGCACCUGGGCUACCUAUCGCCAAUCUAAUGGCAAAUACGACGUGAACAAUAUUGACCCCUUCCUGUGCACACAUUUAAUGUAUGCUUUCUUUGGCAUUGAGGAGAGCGGUGAGCUUCGCAUUACUGAUCCCGCUUUGGAUUUGGGGGAAAAUGGUGAAGAUGGAUAUAUUAGCAAAUUCAACGCACUCAAGCUACAAAAUCCGAGUUUGAAAACGAUUGCAGCAGUUGGCGGUUGGAGUGAGGGUUCGAGAAAUUUUUCAAUUGUAGCCAAUGAUCCGGAACGUCGCCAGAGAUUUGUACGAUCGGCGGUGCAAUUUAUACAGCGCCAUGGUUUCGAUGGUUUGGACAUGGAUUGGGAAUAUCCCAACCAGCGACAUAAUUUGACUUUUGAUGACAAGAAUAAUUUUGUAACGCUGUUGCGUGAAUUGAAGGAGGGUUUUAAGCCUUUCCAGUACAUACUCACCGCCGCAGUUGGCGCAUCCGCAGCGACUGCUUCGAUAUCAUAUAAUAUAACAGAGAUUUCCAAGUACUUGGAUAUCAUAAAUGUAAUGGCUUAUGAUAUUCACGGCACGUGGGAAUCAGUGACUGGCUAUAAUGCGCCAUUAUAUGCUGGUCCAAACGACACCACCGAGGCGAGUAGGCAACUCAAUUUAGAUGCUAUAAUUAAAUAUUGGUUGGCACAAGGUGCACCUCGUGAGAAACUAGUAGUCGGCGUACCAUUCUAUGGACGCACCUUUACUCUCGCCGAUGCCGCGCAACACUCCGUGGGAUCGCCAAGUUCAGGAGCAGGUAUAGCGGGCCAAUAUUCUGGAGAGGCCGGCUCUAUUGGCUAUAUGGAAUUGUGUGAGCGUAUGCUCACCGAACAGUGGCAAGUCGAAUGGGAUGAAGCGCAAUUGGUACCAUAUGCUUAUUUAGGACAGCAGUGGGUGAGCUUUGAUAACCCACGCAGUAUUGGUCUGAAAGCGCAAUAUGCUAAAGAUAACAAUUUGGGCGGCGUGAUGGUGUGGUCAUUGGAGACUGAUGACUUCCGUAACCUUUGCUCUGGUGGGAAAUAUCCUCUAUUACAAACCAUCAAUCGCAUACUCUUCGAGCAAUGACCUGUAGCGCUUAGUUAUGCAGUGGCACCACUUGUGGACGGUCAAAUGAAUCAUAAGGGUAUAGUGCGGAUUUUUAAAAGCAGCUUAAAAAUGGUAAACUCAAUUAAUUUCGAAAAUGUUUCUAUGUAACGAAAGUUUGUAAUAAAAUUAAAUCUUUAGAAA